AUGACUUUCACAAGAUUCCUAUGGCGAAGGCUGCGCAAAACUUCACAUUCUGUAUCGAAACUCUUGAAUGCUGCUUCCAGUUGCAGAUUGAACACUUUAACUGCAAUGUAUUUCUUCUUGCUGUCUGGUUGCUUUUACAGUAUGCUCUCAGGGAAUCAUUUUUUCGGUGCUAUUCCUAAAGAAUUCGGAAGACUCGAUAUGCUUGAAGUGCUUGACUUGAGGGAUAAUAAUUUGAGUGGAACAAUUCCAGCAGAAAUAGGAGACCUGCAAUCACUAAGAAUCUUGUUGAUUCAUAACAAUAACUUUGAGGAGAGUGUUCCUUUGGAAAUUGGGAAGCUUCAUUUAGUCACAGAAUUACAAUUCGACGAAAAUCUCACUUCUGCUUUUGCUUCUGGAACUCUCUGUAUAAGAAAAUUUCGUCAUUGCAUCUGGCAAGGCAGCAUGAAGCCAUUCAAGACGAUAACCUCCAUUAUUGAACCAAUAAAAUGUACACUUUUGCAUUACCUCAGUUUCUUCCAACUGCCAUCUCCUGGAACGGGCUUUAUGGAUGACCGGAAAGACUGCUCUGACAACCUUCCAAGGUUAUCCAGGCCUCACAUCAUCCACACUAUACAGCACCAAGAGGAGAUUGCACGCCGUAAGUUGGCUGAACAAUCCAGUAACCUUGCUGCUGCUUCUGCCAAUAUCAAAGGACCGUUGGGUCCUGUCAUUCAAAUGCCAAGAAGCAGUGGGUCGUUUCGUGCGGUGCCAAAUUCCGAUGGAACACAUCCUACAAACUUACCAUCACCACCUCCACAGCAUGAAUCUCAAGACAAAUUACAUCCUGUGGGACAGUCUGCAAGUGCUGUAAAACAGUCGCCUGCUGUGAAAAAGCCAACUAAUAGCCAAGGCCCCCCUGCUGGAAAAUCGGAAAGUACUUGGAAGUACGUAGUUGGGAUUUGCAUUGGAGUAAUUUUGCUCAUUCUUGCUGCUUCUGUGUUCUUAAUCUGCCGAAUCAGAGCAGCUAGAACAAUUGGCCCUUGGAAGACUGGAUUGAGUGGACAGCUGCAAAAAGCAUUUGUUACAGGGGUUCCAAAACUUAACAGAUUCGAGCUCGAAACAGCAUGCGAGGAUUUUAGCAACAUUAUUACCAGCAGCGAUUCAUAUAUAGUAUACAAGGGAACACUGUCUAGCGGAGUGGAGAUUGCCGUUAUCUCAACUACUAUAAGUUCUCUGGAAGAUUGGUCCAUGCACUCGGAAACAGCCUUCCGGAAGAAGGUUAAUCAUUUCUUUGCUUUCACAAAUUAACCACCUCCGAAAUCCU
Messenger RNA from Solanum stenotomum, 1303 nucleotides. Its product is annotated as protein MALE DISCOVERER 2-like. Gene Ontology annotation, molecular function: protein binding. The record is from RefSeq and is a predicted model, not a curated record. The coding region runs from base 1 to 1287 and encodes 428 amino acids. The transcript is spliced from 7 exons. NCBI's taxonomy places the organism in Eukaryota, Viridiplantae, Streptophyta, Magnoliopsida, Solanales, Solanaceae.